Filobasidium floriforme is the source of this 2144-nucleotide messenger RNA. Its product is annotated as magnesium transporter NIPA-domain-containing protein. The transcript is spliced from 21 exons. Gene Ontology annotation, molecular function: magnesium ion transmembrane transporter activity. Lineage: Eukaryota; Fungi; Basidiomycota; Tremellomycetes; Filobasidiales; Filobasidiaceae. Gene Ontology annotation, biological process: magnesium ion transport. Bases 1 to 2124 code for a protein of 707 amino acids. Gene Ontology annotation, cellular component: membrane. The record is from RefSeq and is a predicted model, not a curated record.
AUGUCUUCAACGAUAUCUGACAUGGCAUCCACAGCCUCAGCUUCGGCAUCUGCCUCCCAGACUUCGUCCGCCGGAGGUUCUCAUACACCCGCCCCGGCUUCGUACAAGAUCAUCGGAGUCUCACUAGCUAUCGUCUCGGGGCUUCUCAUCGGAGCGUCAUUCGUCGUCAAAAAGAAAGGUCUGAUCCAAGCUACCAAGAAAUCCGGCGGUCUCGCUGGAGAGGGACAUGCCUACCUGAAGAAUUGGAUCUGGUGGACGGGGAUGAUCAUGAUGAUCUUGGGCGAAGUCUGUAAUUUCGCAGCUUUCGCGUUCACCGCGGCUAUUCUUGUGACACCGCUCGGUGCUCUGAGUGUGGUGGUCUGCGCGAUCUUGUCAAAGUUCUUCUUACAAGAGACUCUCACCUUCUUCGGCUGGCUGGGUUGCGCGUUGGUCAUCCUCGGGGCCACCAUCUUGGCCCUGAAUGCACCAGAGACGCAAAGCGCAGAGACGAUUCCCGUUUUCCAAAAGCUUUGGGUGUCAGCUGGUUUCCUUAGUUGGGCCGGCGUAUGCAUCGUCGCUUCUCUCUUUCUAGCUUUCUGGGUCGCACCGCGGUAUGGUAAAACGAACCAGUUCGUUUACAUCGGGAUUUGCAGUCUGAUCGGAGGUUUGAGCGUCAGCACGCUGCAAGGUGUUGGAGCGGCGAUCAUGACGAGUAUUCGAGGCGACAACCAAUUUAAGCACUGGUUCUUAUACGUGGUGACGGUAUUCACCGUAAUCACAUUGCUUAUCGAGAUCAACUACCUGAAUAAAGCACUUGAGCUCUUCAAUACAUCAAUGGUCACCCCAACCUAUUACGUGAUCUUCACAAGCUGCACGUUGAUCUCCUCCUUCAUCCUUUACCGAGGUCUGAAGACCAGUGCUGUACAGCUUGUGACCAUGAUCAUGGGAUUUUUGGUGACUUGCCUCGGUAUCACGCUCCUGCAGAUGUCAAAGGUCGACCCCAAAAAUUUCGAAAAGCUGGAUAGACGUUCGACCAUGCUUAUGGCAGCUUCUAGGAACCAAGCGGAGGAUGUCGAGAAGAACGGCAUUACCGCACUGGAAGAACCGGGCAUGGACGCUCUCCGAGGCGGAUUCGGCACCGUGGGUAGUAUCAUUCGUGCUCGAUCGGCACGGAGGCUGUCCAAUGCGAGUACCCUGCCUGGACAUCCCAUGUCAUCUGGCAAUAGCUACUCUAGGCAUUGGCAACCAGCACAGACGAUAUCGACCGAUGUACCGAGGUAUUCGCUUUCCGAUCGACCGAUGGGUGAUGAUACCUUCGAUCAAGUCUCUUUACGUUCAGGGGUCUCUGAUCACGCCCAAAGGAGAGGGACACUCAAGUUUGACGACAAUGAUGUUGUCCAUCAAUACGAUCGUAAAGGCAAAGUGGAAGCUUUGCACACAUCCCAUGUCCAUCUCCACGCUGGAGAGUCGCCAGGGCAAUUUGGUAGUCCCUCGAGACCUUCGUAUGGCAACAGAGGCUACUCAGGUUCCAGUAUCGGUCCCAUCCUUGAAGUUCCCGGGGAGACUCAACAUCAGACGCCUUUCGACGGGCAGGGGGCGAGCGAUACCAAGAACCCUUACGGACGGGACUUGACCCUAUCAGCAUCUCCGAUCGACGGUACGAAAAACCUUCCCACACUUGAGAACGACGUAGCAGAUGCUCCGUUUGCUUCCCCCCGCACGCCCCAACCGAGCGAUAGCCGCGGAAGCUUUCAUUUCCUGCUUGACCGCUUUACCCAUUCGGAUUCGCCAGACCUGAAACUCCAGUCGAGCAAGUCGCAGAAGAGCGUCAAGCAAUCUGGGCCAGACGAUAUGCGACGUGGAGGCGCACAUCGGGGGACAAAAGACUACCCCCAUCUGCGUAAAGAGGAGGCCGAGGUUGAGCGGGAGGAACGGCAGGGACUGGUCACUGGCUCGGAUGACGAAGAAUUGACCGGCCUCACAGACCGUAGCGACAACGACACUCCCCCUCUACUGGAAGAGAAACAACCUAAAGCGCGCAGAUCUUCGAGACAUACGAAUUCGAUUUCGUCCAUGCCAAGACCGUUGCCCUAUCUACCGACGUCCAAUGUAGCCAGUGAGACUCGGUAUCCUCCUGGCAAGUGAUGUACCAGAGUGUAUAAGCA